Messenger RNA from Huiozyma naganishii CBS 8797, 1599 nucleotides. It is a transcript of the gene MTC6, whose product is annotated as Mtc6p. The record is from RefSeq and is a predicted model, not a curated record. The transcript has a single exon. Bases 1 to 1599 code for a protein of 532 amino acids. Lineage: Eukaryota; Fungi; Ascomycota; Saccharomycetes; Saccharomycetales; Saccharomycetaceae.
AUGUUUGUUCCCAGGGUUUACUGGAUAAAGCUGCUCUGCGUCCUGCUGAUCAGUGGAUGUGUCUCUCAUGUAUGCGGUGCGCAGCAGUCCUCGGCGUUGACGCAGAACUCGUGGCCGCAGAUAUACGUCCAGCAGCAGACGGCGAUGCGGUCGCAGCGUGACCUGAUGCGGAACGUGACCGUGGACCAGAUACCGUACGUCGGUGUGAAUUUGGGUAAAGUGCUGUUCAACAACGCAAGCGAUAUCGAGAACUCCUAUUACAACACUCCGCAAAGUCUCAAUGGGUCCGUACUGUUGGAUACUUUCUCGUCCCUGUUGAACUCCGGGGUACAGUCCUUUGUUUUGGACGUGGAACUUGGGGUCAACAGCUGGAUUAUAAAGGAUACGCCGCUCUCGUUGCAGGCAUUCUUGCAAACUUUGGAGACGUUUAUUGUACAAAGCCACGACGAUCUAUCCGCCAACAUCCUUUUACUGCUAAUAAAUUUUGAGACGGGCCCGAACAACGGGACUCUGUGGAAGAAUUGGAUGGCUUCGACGCACGAUUCAAACAUGAAUCUGACCUACGUGUUCGACAAGUACAUUGGCUCGCAUUUCAUUUACGCGCCCGCGGAUCUGAGGAAGGACCAAGUCACAAUGAUCAACGACACUGUGACGAACAACUCGUCUGUGCAAUGGCCUACGGUGCAGAAUUUCUUGUUCGACAAGAGGAAGCGAUUGAUUGUCACUGAACUUACCAAUAUCUUGAACUACACGGACAGUUCAUACAUUUUUCCACCUGGGACUUUCCAUUACGAUAGUACGAACAGUUCUCUCUCAUGCCCCUCCUCGGUGGAAGAGAUAGAGGAGACCGCUGCUGUAUCGUGGAGGUUUUUGGACGCCCCCUUCACCCCAGACGACAUAGAGCAGUACAUAGGCUGUGGGCUGAACCCUCUCAUCGCAAACGAUUACAACAUAACAUCGAUCACGAACGUUGUCGAUCUUUUGCAUCACAGUCUCAUAUGGACGUGGGGGGAUGGCGAGCCAAGGUUGUCGAAUUCUCGGCUUUUAAUGGGUAAGGACUCCAUGCAGGCUUACAACUGUGCCCUGAUACGGUACACUGCAGAGAACCAGUCGAUAUCUUGGGCUGUGGGGAACUGUUUCAAUUCGAAAUUGGGGCUGUGUCGUAGCGAGGAAGACCAAUACCUUUGGGACGUGGCGGACGACAGAGAAUCGUACUUCGAUUACGAGAACUUCAAAGAUCCUCUGUGCCGACCCGGGUACAAUUUCUCUCUUCCACAGACCCCGCUGGAGGAGAGGUCUUUACUGUUGCACCUGAGCAAUGUGACGGAUAACUUGGAGUUGUGGGUCAAUUUGAACUCGAUAUCUGUGAGCAACUGCUGGGUCGUGGGGGGACUGUACGCGAUGUGCCCCUACGAGAACGCCGUCUCCAAGCGGAGUUUCGUGGCGUCGCUGGUCCCCGUCGUGGCCGUCUCCGCGUGCCUCCUGCUCGUUGUCCUGUAUCUAACUGUGGUGAGCGUGCCAAUCCAUGACAACAGGAAGAACUGGCGACGUGUCGUGAACCAAAUCUCCAAAUCGGAGUUCGAGGGCGUACCAUCGUGA